CGUGAUUCACUAUGCGCAACAUGGAUGCGCGUAAAACCCACUAUUGACAACAACAAAAAUGCCGUCGGAAGCACCGCUUCUACCAACUCAAACGGAAAAACCGCCCCAUUACAUGUAUCUGAAAGAAUUUAGAACUCAACAGUGUACACUGUUCCUGCAACACAAGUGCACUCAACACCGGCCAUUCACAUGUUUUCAUUGGCACUUUCUGAAUCAACGGAGACGCCGACCCGUCCGGAGAAGAGACGGGACCUUCAAUUAUAGUCCGGACAUUUACUGCACCAAGUAUGAUGAGACAACAGGCAUUUGUCCCGAUGGAGAUGAUUGCCCUUUCCUACACCGGACUGCAGGGGACACAGAGAGAAGAUAUCACUUGAGAUAUUACAAGACAGGGACUUGUGUUUAUGAGACAGAUCCUCGUGGACAUUGUACAAAAAAUGGCCCUCACUGUGCAUUUGCCCAUGGAACAAUGGAUGUUCGGCCACCAGUUUAUGAUAUUCAUGAGCUGCAAUCCAUGGAUGUCCUAGAUAAAGUGUCAACUUCACCUAGCAGUCUAGAGAAGGAAAAAAUAUUAGCCGAAGAUCCCAAGUGGAAUGAUACAAAUUAUGUUUUAUCAAAUUACAAAACAGAACAGUGUAAACGACCUCCUAGAUUAUGUAGGCAAGGCUAUGCAUGUCCACAGUUUCAUAACUCUAGAGAUCGAAGACGAAGUCCCAAAUCUGUGAAAUACAGAUCAACACCGUGUCCUAAUGUGAAGCAUGGAGAUGAGUGGGGUGACCCUGCACUGUGUGAGAGUGGAGACGGGUGUGCGUACUGCCACACCAGAACAGAACAACAGUUUCAUCCUGAGAUUUACAAGUCAACUAAAUGCAAUGACAUGGUUCAAACUGGUUAUUGCCCAAGAGGACCUUUUUGUGCAUUUGCUCAUGUUGAAAAUGAAAUGACAACAGAUCGUGAUAUGACUCCAGCCUCUGAUAACUCUCUAGCUGCGUUCCUAUCCAAUGUUUUACCUGACACGCCCCCCAGCAAUAGUAACAAGAAUGGUGACAAUAAUACUGCAGAAGAAAAUAGCUUUAAAAUAGAGACAAUUAUUCACCAGGAGCAGAAUGGUAAAUCUUCGUUCCAAGGAAAAUUACCUAAUCCUAUAGGAAAAGAAAGAGCUAAUAGCAUAUCAUCAAAUCAUAGUAACAGUUAUAUAGGCAGUAGGAGAAAUCACAAUAGCAGCCCACUGCCUGAUCCCAUCGGCAAAGGGUGGUCAGGCAGCAUGUCCAGCAGUAUUAGUUCUGACUUGUCAGGACCGAUGUACCACCCCAAGGCACCGGGGUCUGAACGGGAGGACUUGCAGACCAAAUUACGCCUGCAGCUCCAAGCAAUAGAGAACGACACAUCGCUGGACAUUGGAGAGAAGGAGAAGAGAAAACAGAACCUCAUCCUCAUCCACAACCUCAACACCAACACCACCAUCCACGGUGGUAAUAUGGGUGGCAGCGGUGUACCACAUAGUGCCUUCGCUAAUGUCAUGUCACAUCUACAGUCACGCACACUGGCAACAGGCUCUACAAUGUCCCCUCUAGCUCCUGCAUUCUAUCCUCCCGGAGAUACCGUGGAAUCUGUUAUAGGGAAAGCAUUAGAUGACAUCAGCCUUGAUGAUUUUGACAUUAACAACCUAGACAAGGAAUUAGACCGUGAUAAUGACACAAAUUCAGUGAGCAGCUCCUUGAGUGCAGGACUGUCAGCAUCAAGCCUGCUGGGCACGACAUCGGGGCCCAUAGGGAUCCCACCCAGCACGAUUCAGCAGCGGGGCAGCGUUGGGAGCUUGUCUCAGUCUCCACCCUCCCCCUUCGGGAGCUUCCCCCACUCCAUGAUGCCUCUGCAGGUUCAGAAGCACGACCACUCCACAGAGCAAGGCAGACAACAGUCCUCUUCUCCGUUCCUUAAUUACUCUAACACGGUGAAAUUGUCCAGUGCAUCCUACAGCGAUGUCAACUCAAUGUCCCCACGUAGCACAGGUCCACAGUCGCCGAUGUUGUCGUCAUCCUCUCUGACUUGUACACAGAACUCGGAAAUACAGCGACUCCGAGAAGAACUGAUCGUCACAAAGGCCAAGCUGGCCGAUUGGGAAGGCGUGUACACACAAGCUAAAUGUGCAUGCGAUGCAUGGAAGAAGGAGGCUGAGGAGUCAAUGAAGAAAGCCAAGGGUGCUGACGAGGACAAAAUACAGGCAGUUAAACAAAGGGAUGAGUCCUUGACUCAGGUUCAGAGGUUGAAGCAAGAAUUGGAGAGUCUGAAUGGGGGACCCUACUUACGAACGUUACACAGAAUAACAGAUCUAGAAAACUUGUCUCUUCCAGCGUUACGACACAUACGACAGACAUUACACGUGGAUUUAGAACGGGUAGAUGAGAUAAUUUAUCAGCAAACAUCCACAAAGUGCUUAGUUUGUCAGACCAACAAAAGGAAUGUGUCGAUUCUCCCCUGCAGUCAUCGAGUGUUGUGUGAGGCGUGUGCCACCAAGACCAGGAACUGUCCCUUCUGUCAUGUCCCCAUUCAGACGACUUCCGUCAAUUUCUUGUAAUGUCAACCCAAACUAGAUCAUCUACUUAUUAAUUGUUUAUGUUACAUAAAUUAUCAUUUGGAAAAUAGGAUUUUUUUAACUUCCAGGUAUGAAACAACUUCAUCAAUGCAAAACCAACUUUGAAAGUCUCAUGAGACUUGUGAUUCUUGUGUUUGGGGAUAUCUUGUGGAUUGUUGUUGGGCUACAAUGCUUCCCCUAUAAGUGUAAAUGCAUUGAUAUACCUAGUGAAAUCUUGCAAUGUGUUUCCUGUAACUAUGUGUAUCAGUCUAGCCCUGAAUUGCAUUAUUUGAGGAGUUCAACCUGAAAUGGUUUAUUUUUACAUGCUGUAAUGGCUUCCUCACAUUGUUGAUAUACCGGUAGUGGAUUCAUUAUGAUACGUGUGUCAGAGAUAUCCUAGAAAAGGCUUAAAUAUGUACUUGUAAACUAUCUUUUGUCCUUAUUUGGCCAUAAUAUUUCUGUUAAAAAUAUUAUCAUUGUUCACCUCAAUUGCUUUUGAUAACUAUCGGUAAAAUCAAACAUUUGACACCUCUUGCCUCUUAUGAAGAGCAGGAUGAUUUUUCUCGGAGAAGGCAAUAGGAUGCCCUCUAAUACAUGGUUCAAAGAGAUAAAAAUGAAACUCUACUGAUUAUAUUUUUUCUUCAAGAUGUACCUGAGAGUCAGAAAUUUCAUUUUGUGGUCAUUAAUGUCACUAUAUGUGAACAUGGACCAUGGCUGUAUCAUUUGGGAUGGUCUUUAUAGGGAUUGUUUCAUCAGGGAUGUUGAUUAUGGCACUUAAAAGUAAGUAGAAUGACUAUCAGAAACGUACCAUCAGUGAUUAAUUAAUCAGACAUCACUUUAUUUGGGAACAGACGUCUGUGUGACUGAAGAAUACAUGAUUUGACUGUCUGACUUAUUCCUCAACUCAGGGAAACAAAGUAACUGGAGAUUUGUUAUACUGAUGGGGAAGAAGAGGAGACUGAUCAUUGUUGACUGUCAAGGUCAUUUUGGUAUUGCAAUAGCAUUGCCUUAGUCAACAACAUUAUUGCGACACUGUUGCAAUGUAGGUAUGACUAUUGCAGUAGAUUUUCUUAACAUCUUUAACAUGAUGACAAUGCCUAACCUGUCUGUGAAGCAUGAGGUUCAGCAGAUUGUACAGAAGUUGUUCAUCAGUUCAGAGUGGUCCCUCUGGCAAAUGUCAAAUAAAAAUGUAUGCAUCUUUGCUGAAUGGAUACCAAAGUUUCUCAAAGAGCAAGGUGUAUUUGGGAUCAAAAUGAAAAGAAAAGCAUGGUAGCAUGGCAUUGAUAUUAGCUUGAGAUAUUUUAGCUUCUAUUGGCAAUAUUGGGCAAUAUGCAGUUUGAUGUGUUGAUGAUCAAUCAAUAUAACCCCAGGCUGCUGAUCAUUGUAAAGAUACCAUUUCAGGGUGAGUUCUCUGUCGAAACGGUUGACAUUACCUACACAACACUUAGUUCUCAGGCAACAACAUUCAUUAGUUUGUGCAUGCGUACAGCAGCUAUUACUAGAGCUUGAGGCAGAAUGAUAGAAUGAAGUACCUUUUACUGAUGAAGAUAACUGAAAUUGUUUUAACCUAACACUGAGAAAGAAGUAGUAUUGAAUUCCUUAAUAACAAUCCUCAGACUCCCUGUAACUUUUCCCACUGCUAGCCACAGUUUUUGAAUUGCACAAUAAGCACAGCCCCUGUUCUGUCAUAGCUUACAGAUAUAAAUAGUCGGUAUUUAGUGCACCAGAUUCCUAAAUGAACUGCGGCGGUGGGGUAGCCUAGUGGUUAAAGCGUUUACCUGUCACGCUGAAGGCCCUUGCUUGAUUCCCAACAUGGGUACAACGUGUGAAGCCCAUUGCUGGAAUAUUGCUAAAAGCAGCGUAAAACUUUAUUCACUCACUGAAUCACCUAAUUGAGCUUGAUGUGUUGCAUUCUGGCUAAUAAACAUUAUUUACCUGUUCAAAAUAUGUGUUAUUCACUUCUAGUUAAAUAGAUGAUCUAGAAAUUGGUGUAUAAUCAUGAUUACUACAUACACUAAGCACUAAGGUUUCAACUUGUAGGUAAGGAGCAGAAGUUUACUUUUGGCAAAAUUCUCUAUUUAACAGAGGGAAUAAAAAUCAUCAUUGUUAUUUUGGUAUUGGAACGUUUUGUAUUUGCAGUAAUACACCAGGUACCUAAUUUGUUUUGAUGCAAAUAAUUCACAUGUUACUGAGCUAUUUUCUAGAUCACAUUAAACUUUGAUCUUGUGUUCUGUAUAAUACUGCAGACUUUUGUAAGUUCUCUACUUAUAUUGGCUUGUGAAAAUUCAUAAUGCAAUGUGUCAUAAACCAACCCAGGGGAGCAUUUGAGUUUUAUUUUGAAAUGUUGUUUACAGUAGUGCUGCUCGAGUGUUUUUUCCUUAUUUAGAGUUUUUCCAGUGUUUCCUUGCUAUUUAUAUGGUAAAGUACCUAGUGAAUUCUCAUCUGUACAUAGUGAUGACAUGAAAAGGGAAGUAACUCUAGUCUCAACUGCAGUCAUUGGGUUGCCCACACAUGCACAUUUAGAGACAUUGUGAGUGCAUGUUUCUUUUAUAUUGAAACAAAGUAAUCAGCUGGUCUGAAAAAGAAGAAAUAUGCAAGCAUUUGAACUAAUACAAUUGCUUUGAGAGUCUUACAAGAAUGACAUUCGCGAACAUUUAGUAACAUUUAUGACUUCCCGGUAUGAAUUAUAGUAGAUGUAAAUAUGAACAUUUUCCAAUAUGCUUGUUUUCUGUGAUGGUCAAAGAGUAGAGAGUUUUGUAACAACAACUUUGUGAAGCUGUAUUUGUAAGGUGUAAAUACAUGUCUUUAUAGAUUCUGUGGUUGGUGACUUUAUAAAUUCAUCAGAAUAUUUCCGAUAAUUCAAUUGUUAUAUAUAUUGAUCACUUUUACCAUGCAAGUUAGGAUGUAAGGAGGCUAAUCCUGCCAUUUGAUGUCAAAAUGGAUUCAUUUUUGAUAAGGCCAGACCAUUUUUGAUAAUGAUGAUGAUGUAAUGGGGUAUAUUUAUGAUGCGCCAAAUCCAUCCAUUCUGAAAGUGCUAAUUAUCCCUGACAAAGGAUCUGUGUGCGCUCCUUUCAUACUCACCUUCCUGGGGAGUAUAGUAUAAAAGCCAAUAUUAUGCCAAAUUACAAUAGGCCAAAAAUAUUCUUGAGGUGGGUGGGGGGCUUCUGGAAGACUACCGGUAAAUGAUUUAAUGUUGAUCAUUAACAAGCUGGCUUUGUGGAAAGUCUGUCACAAAAGUUAAAAUGGGAUUGCUUGCAGGUGGUUCACAAAAUGCAUUUGAAUGAAAAAUAGUUUGUACAUAAUUAAUGGGUAAAAAGGUUCAGUCCCAAUUCCAGCUGAUAAUGCUCCAUUUGAGGUUUGAGACAAAAUAACUGAGUCAUUAAUGAGUUUGAACCAAAUUCUAUUUGUAGAAAUAUGUGUAAACCAAAUCACCCAAUAUAUUGCUCAAUUUUUAGAUGUCAUGACAGUUUUGCUGUCAGGUUUUAAACUUGAAUAAAUGUUGUUGGCAGAAACAUAUCGAUGUAAGAGAAGCUCCACGUAACGUUAUGAUGGCUACAGUAUACACGACAAUUGAGCACAAAUUCCAUAGGCGCUUUAAGUAGCUCUCUGUGACUUAUACAUAUGUAUUAUCGAACAAAAACUGCUUUCAAGCCAAAGAGAAAACAUGACUACCGGUACCUGGGACUAUGUAUGCGGAUGCAUUCAAUCAAAGGUUGCUUUGUUUUGUUGGUGUUUUGUUAUACCUUGGGAUGGUUCGUCUGUGAAACAAGGAACAAAAAUGGUCUGGUCUAAGAUGAUAAACUAGAUCUUGUAUUUUGACUUUCCACAAAAUGUAAUUCUGUUGUAAAUAAAGAAUUUUAAACAACACCUUUUUUUUUUAAUCAAAGUUCAUAAAACAAGAUGUUUUAUUAACAUUUCAGUAUUACUUUUCAUAAAUGUGUAGAGGGUUGUAGUCAGACCAUUACAUAUAUAAUACAAUGUAUAUAUUUCUCCUAACUGUGAAGCCAAUGCUGAUGUGAAAUGGCAUAACAUAUCCUUUGGAGCUUUUCUCCCAAGAAACUUCUACUCGUCUACGACCAUGUUCAGUGAUGUGAGAUCUUUCUGAUAAGUGUUAUAUUUCCCAAUAGCAUUUACCAAUUGAUGGAAAAGACUGAAAUUAGGGGAUGAAAACAAAUUGGUUGCUUUCAUUGUGCACUUAUGUUUGUGUGUUGUGUCACUCCCUUAGCUUGAGAGGCUCUCACCAUGAUAUAUAUUGUCACAAGAAUAUUACGAUUCAUGGUGAACUCUUUACUUAAACAUUUUGUUCUUUUGUAAAGUAAUUAUUUACAAAUGUUUUCCAUACUAUUCUUCCCUAUUGUGCGUGUCAUGUGUAUAUUACAUUGUUACUGAUUAGACUUCCUGUGUGCGAUCAACACUGUUAGUGCUAUUUGACUUUGUCCAUAUUACAUGUUAGGGUUUCAUCAUUUCUUAUGGAUUCUGCAGGUGUUUUUUCUUGUAUGAGUUGCUAUCUGUCUUUAUACACAGCUUAUUUCGUACAACUAUUUCACACUUUCGAAUUCUCUUGGUUCAUUGAUUUUUUUAGUUAAAAGUGUGUUAAGUAAUUGAGAGAAUUUGAAAAAUCAACGCAUUAAGACUUUUUGAAGAUCCUUAAUGAUUAUUGUAUAACUUUAAGAGUGCUAUUUGAUUAUGUCAAUGAAAUUGUUUGAAUAUAUAACUAGUUGCUCAUGCUUAAAUUGUUUUGAUUAUUUGACUUGACUGAUGCUUACAUUACUUUGUUACCCAAAGGGUUCUAGGUUUGUGUAAAAUAUAUGAUGUUUGUUUCCUUCAACUCAUCAAUACCUUGGAGAUGUUGGCAGUAACUGUUGAUAGGACAUGAUAUGUUUCUUAGGAAAUUAUGAUCUGCUUUGUACUGGAAUUGAAUUUGUUUUACAUGUUGGUUGUUUUGUUAUGGUGAGGUGAUUAGUCAAUGAUUGCCUUGUUUACAACAAGACAAGUACUUUUCUUUGAUGGCAUAUUAUGUUGCAAGGAUCAAGCAUUUACAUUUUCUUGGGUCAGUCCAGUGAUUACUUCUGAAAAUGAACUUCAUCUGAGCUGUUAAGUUGGGAACAUUUUUCUCCAUAUAUGGGAAGAUCCAGUUUUUUGGCAAGUAAUCUGAUUUGUUAUGAAAGGUAAAUCAACUGAGAAAUGUAUGCUUCAUUAUUUUUCUCUGGAAAGAAAAUAAUAAUCAAAGAUGUGACCUUUUCUAUUAGUACAAUGGCCUGGAUUCUAUGCCAACUGUGGAACAACUUGUUAUCUUUUGUUGAUUAGCAGAGUGAUUUAUUUUACUAUUGUUGUUGAUGCAACAAUUAUUUGGCAGAUGCUGAUAACAAAGAGUCUUUAACCAUCUACUAUCUGUAAGUCUGUGUUAAUGAAGAUAAGAAAACAGAUUAGACAAUAUUUUAUGUUUAUUACUUUGUUUUAAUAGCUUUGUUGUAUAUUUCUUAUUGGUACUGUAAAGGAUUGUUUCUUUGCCGUUUAGAUACUAUCCAUGAAAACAUCCUUUUUGUGGUGUUUUAUUAGGCUGGAAUAUAUUAUUUAUUUGAUUAUCAUCCAUGUAUUCCUGACAGGAUUGUGGGGAAGUAUUUUAUUUCGUUCAAAGACAGGAAAUUGAGUCUGAAAUGUGAAGACAGCAUAAGAAGAGGUAAAAUUUUGGGGAGGUGGGGUGGGGGGGAUGAUGUAGUUAAUAGUUUAUACUGGCCUGAUAGAAAAAGAGUUAUAAUAUGUUUUUACUAUUUGCCAUGGCUUAUAGUAGAUAAGCUUUAUGUAUGUUAUACCUGGUAUGUUUAAAUCUGUUUCCGUAGCUUUUGCUAUAACAGUGGGAUUAUCCUGCAAUUUCAAAUAAGAGUUAUAUUUUAGGGGAAAUAUUUGAAAACAAUUACUUCAUCCUCAACACAGUAAUAAAGUCAAUAUUUAUUGUGAUACUGUGUAAACUGUUGGGAUAAUAUUUUUUUAACCGUCAUGCUACAAUGGUUAUUUAGUGUUUUUUCUGCCUGACUGAAGGCAGAUCUACAUCCACAUGGCAUGAGCAGGAGCUUGAGUGAUGCUGUACAUAGCCUGACUGGUCCUGUAUAUAGGGUAUGCAAGGACAGAACGUGAGAGCGAGCGUGAGUGUGACUUGGAGAGUGAGUUGGUGGCAUGUAGAGGGCGCUGUAGCCACACGCUAGACGUAAUAUGUGAGUCUCUCUAGACAUUUGUGAUAUGUUCAUCUAGGGAGAGGAGAAGGGAUUUGCCAGACAACUGGCAGAGAACUCAUCUUUGUAACACUUUGAAAAAAAUGAUUGACAUAAAAAAAAUCAUUAUCACUGAA
This is a messenger RNA of Haliotis rufescens (red abalone), 8918 nucleotides long. RefSeq names its product putative E3 ubiquitin-protein ligase UNKL. The record is from RefSeq and is a predicted model, not a curated record. The transcript is spliced from 15 exons. Gene Ontology annotation, molecular function: metal ion binding. Lineage: Eukaryota; Metazoa; Mollusca; Gastropoda; Lepetellida; Haliotidae. The coding region runs from base 59 to 2575 and encodes 838 amino acids.